Messenger RNA from Fusarium proliferatum ET1, 999 nucleotides. RefSeq lists its product as uncharacterized. Lineage: Eukaryota; Fungi; Ascomycota; Sordariomycetes; Hypocreales; Nectriaceae. The record is from RefSeq and is a predicted model, not a curated record. The transcript has a single exon. The coding region runs from base 1 to 999 and encodes 332 amino acids.
AUGGAGAACAUAAUUGUCCUGGAAAUCAAGCGGGGACUCAGCGGGUUCAGGGACGAAAUCCGGAACGACCUCAGAGCAUUCCGUGAAAGUAUUCGCGGCCUCCAGAGCGAUGUCGAUACCAACACAAAAGACAUCCGCAAGUUGCGCAAUACCAUUACGAAAGAGAAAACGGUCCGAAGCCAAGAAAAUACUGAGCUGAGAGAGGCACUCGACUACGAGUUCAAGUCCAUCGACGACCGCUUCCGAGACGUUCAUCAACGCUUCGACGAACUAAGAACCGAAAAUGUUCGAGUCCUAGCGAAUGUUCAAAACGGAAAACUAUCUAAUCCUUUUCUCCCCAUCCAAGCACUUCCCGUAUACCUACCAAAGCAAGGCAUUACAUACCCGGAGGCAACAUACUUCCCCAAAAACGCAAACGAGUUUUACGCCCUGAAGCAGCCGUCCAGCCCCCGACAAACAGCCAUGCUCGCCUACCUCGCCAUGUUCUACGACAUCUCCCACUACCAAAAGCACGGCGACACCGCCAUCGGGGACCCAGUGUUGGCUGUUGAGUAUCUCGAGAACAUCCUAGGUCUAGUGGAGGAUAACUUCACGCGGUUCAAAGAGCGCGCGCGCGAAGUUGACGCAAGACCUAAAGCUGCACCGAUAAAACGCGCUGAAGUCUGCGAUGUAGAGCAACUGUUUCCGCAUAAGAGACAGCACUCAAGACAUUCUUCAGAGUCCCAAUUUACAUACAAGUCUGGGGAUAAACUUGGGUGGCGGGUUAGGAGCUUGUCAAAUCCCACCGAGGACCAGCCGACGAUGGCGGGGCUGGCGAAGAAGUAUAGAGAUUGGGCGCGGCGGAAUGAAGCGCCACAAGAUGCGUAUGAGUCCGAUGAGACGUCUGGAGACGAAGGGGUGAAGAAGGUUGAGGAUUCGGGUAGUACGACGAAUAUUAACACAUCGAGAGAUGGUGGAUCAGAACAAGAGCAAGUGGCAAUACGGCCGAAUCCAUCUUAA